AUGGUCGCGCCGCAGCCCGAUGGCAGCUCUGCUCCCUCACAAGCUCUCAGCUCGAGCGCCUCCUCCUCCUCCACUUCCGCCGCGUCCACCACUCCCUACCUCACCCUCAACAUCCCGCAAGCGCUCUCCCUGCCCGAGCCAGAAGCACCAGAAAAGAAGCGCUACGACUCUGUAUGGGACCUCUUUCUGCAUAGAGCGAACCACGAGCUGAAGGACCAAGUUGCGGCUGGGUUCGCUGAGCUGCAUGAGGAGACAGGAGAAGAUGGUGGGAAUUGGGGCUGUACUAGUCUGACAUACGGUCAGCUCCCUGGAAUCGCUUGCCGUAUAGCUUCGACCCUCCGGCCACAGCUCGAAGCUGCCUCUUCGAAGAUCUCGCCUGCCGAUCCAGCCCUUGCGCCCCUCAUACCAACACCGACCGUCGCCAUAAUCUGUCCAUCUGGACUCGACUUCUUCGUAUACACCCUGGCGAUAUGGUCCCUCGGCUUUGCGCUGUUGCCUAUUGCAGUGGGCACCACGAAGGAAGGGACAAAGAAUCUCAUCGAGAAGACCGGUGCUUGCGCCGUCCUCGUACAUGACAGUCAGAAAAGCAUCGCAGCUGAGGUGAAGCAGCUUUUCGAAGAGGGGAAGCAGCGAGCGCCGCAAAUCAUCGACCUUCAAGAUACCCACGACCUCGUAGCAGGCCCAACAUCAUCAGCGGAAGACCGUCCCGUACAAUCCCUCUUCACUCCCGGACCUGACUCGGUUCUGAUCAUCUUCCACUCCUCGGGCUCCACCGGACUUCCCAAGCCCAUCUAUCACAUCAAUCGCUUCUGGUCCUUCAGUACUGCCAUGGCCUACGGGACAGAUCUUGGCGCGUACACCACUACCCCGCUUUACCACGGCGGAAUGUCCGACUUUCUUCGGGCCUUACAGGCAGGCUCGUCUCUCUUUUUUCACCCGCUCGUCGGGUCCAGUAGCAAUACACUGAGCGUAGGAGCUAUCCUCGCCGGCCAUAAAGCUUGCGCUCACAAGACGCGUGCGCCGGUCAAGUACUUUCUCUCAGUGCCGUUCAUCUUAGAGAUGCUUUCCAAGGACUCUGCAGGCCUCGAGUAUCUCGCCAGCAUGGAGUUUGUCUCGACCGGGGGAGCUCCCCUACCGGCAAGUGUGGGAGAUCAUCUGGUUCACAACGGGAUACCCCUUGUCUCUCGGCUUGGCUCGUCCGAAUGCGGAUUUCUUAUGAGCUCGUACCGCGACUUCGAGAACGACAAGGAGUGGAGCUGGUUGCGGGUGGAGGACGCUGUGACCCGCUCUUUGCUAGACUUCAAAGAGGAUAAGGACAACCAGGGUCUAUUUGAGCUAGUUGUCACAGGCAAAUGGCCCACCAAACUCCUUUCCAACGCAGCCGAUCAGGCCUUCUCCACCGAGGACUUGUAUUCGAGACACGAAGAACACGACAACUGGUACAAGUACGCCACAAGAGUCGAUGAUACGCUCGUGUUGCUCAAUGGAAAGAAAUUCGCAGCUGGCCUCAUCGAGAGCAGGCUGAAGCAGAGCGAGCUGGUACAAGACUCGGUGGUGUUCGGUUCGAACAGAGCGUUAGUGGGUGCGGUGGUAAUCCCAGCAAAAGGCACAAAUCGCUCUGGUGAUCUGUCCCCCGGCGAGAAGUACGAUUACCUGCAAGCGCUCCGACCCCACAUGGACGGAAUCAACAAGUCCCUCCCAAGUCACGCCCGUCUGACAACGGGACUAAUCCAUGUAGCAGAUGAGAGUCUCGCCGCGUCUAUACCGCGUAGCUCGAAGGGGACUCUGCAACGAGGCCAUGCCUACCGCCAACUUUCCCCGCUUUUCGACGAGACCUAUGCGCGCUUCGAAGAGGGUGAGAUCGAGGGCUUUCCGAGCAGAGAGAGUUUGCAGGGUGAUGAGCUGCGUGACUUUCUCGCUAAGAUGGUCGGGGAGAUCUUGGGAUGCGAAGGCGGCGAGAUCAAGCCAGAUCUGGACUUCUACAAGGCGGGCAUGGACUCUAUAUCCUCGGUCCGCAUCAAGGCUGCAGUGCAUCAGCAUCUUGACCUUGGUCUCGACGGCAAUGAGCAUAGGAGGCGACUCGACACUAGGAAUAUCUAUGAACACCCUACUGUCAAUGAGCUCGCUGAAUUUCUAGAGGGCUUCAGCUUUGGAGGACGUACAGCCCAUCGGUCUGUGACCGAAGAGAUGCGAGACAUGGUUGACAAGUACGCGAAGGCGCUACCAGCCUUCAAGCCACGACCGAAGACCAACGGCCCCCGCGUUGCUGUCCUGUCUGGCGCAACCGGAGCUCUUGGGUCUCAUUUGCUCCUGACGCUUCUCUCAUCAGGGGAGGUCGACAAGGUUCUCUGCUUGGUCAGAGCCUCGUCGGAUUCUGCGGCUCUGCAACGAGUGAAAGAGUCAGUCUCCACUCGCCGGCUGAAUGAAGAGAUGGACAAGAAGUGGGACCAGGUAGCCUGCUUUGCAGCUGAUCUCAGCGAUACCGCAGAGCUUGGUAUUCCCAAGAAUCAAGGGUCCAGCUGUGACAAAAUACGGACGAGCUUCUGGUCGAAUGUUGCCUCAGCCAGUGCGCUCAGAGUCGUACACGCGGCCUGGUCAGUCAAUUUUGCAUUAUCUCUCAAGUCUUUCGAGGCGGACAACAUUGUCGGUCUAGCCAAUCUGCUCAGCUUUUCGCUUGAGACCGGCGUCGAGUCUUUCGUCUUUUGUUCCUCCAUCGCAUCGGUAUUGGCACAGAAGUCCAAACAGAUACACGAAAAGCCCUCGAGCGAUCCGACUGAUGCAGGUGUCGUUGGCUAUUCGCAGUCCAAGUGGGUCGCGGAAGGUAUCUGCUCGCGGCUUUCAGCAAGCUCGGGUUCCGAGAGAGGCAUGUCCAUCUCGAUCGCUCGGAUAGGACAGCUCGCCUCAGAUUCCGUGCACGGCGUAUGGAACGAGAGCGAAGCAUGGCCUUUGAUGGUGCGCACGGCCAAGGAGAUCGGCAAGCUACCUGAGAUCGAGCAGGCGGUAGACUGGCUGCCGGUCGACUUAGCCGCUCGGACCCUCACUGAGAUUGCGCUGCACCCUGCUGGCUCACAAGAACCUGCGAUAUAUCAUGUCCUUCUGCCUGUCGACGCAAUGCGCAGCGAAGACGUCCCGACCUGGGCAGACUUUCUGGAUUGGUUGCAGCGUGGCGAUGACCAAUACAAGGGGCUGACCUUUGAUGAAGUGCCGCUGAGGGACUGGCUGGUGGAAAUCGAGCGGAAAGGGAGCUCUGUCGUCCGUGGUAGGACGCUCCUUGAGGGAAUCUGGAGCAAGCUGACACCGCGAGGCGGUGCGAGCGGCCUGGAGCCCACGAUCGAGACUAUCAAAACGCGACGAUUUUCGAAGACGCUGAGUCACGAUUGUAAGGCGCUCGAUCGCCACAUUGUACAGAAGACCGUAGACGUAUGGGGACAAGAUGGUUUUCUCUAG
This is a messenger RNA of Microstroma glucosiphilum, 3447 nucleotides long. Its product is annotated as acetyl-CoA synthetase-like protein. The record is from RefSeq and is a predicted model, not a curated record. The coding region runs from base 1 to 3447 and encodes 1148 amino acids. Lineage: Eukaryota; Fungi; Basidiomycota; Exobasidiomycetes; Microstromatales; Microstromataceae. The transcript has 2 exons. Gene Ontology annotation, molecular function: phosphopantetheine binding.